Thlaspi arvense is the source of this 306-nucleotide messenger RNA. The record is from the annotation of a GenBank genome assembly. NCBI's taxonomy places the organism in Eukaryota, Viridiplantae, Streptophyta, Magnoliopsida, Brassicales, Brassicaceae.
AUGAAGGAGGAGAGAGGCGAUGCUUUGACGUGGCCUCUGAUCGGAGAGAAGAGUAGUGGAGUUAAGGAGGAAGUGAAGAAGCAACUAUGGCUGGCGGGCCCACUAAUCGCAGUGAGUCUUCUUCAGUUUAGUCUGCAAGUGAUCUCAGUCAUGUUCGUCGGUCAUCUCGGCUCUCUUCCUCUCUCUGCCGCCGCCGUUGCCACCUCCUUCGCUUCCAUCACCGGCUUCACCUUCCUCGUCAGUUUCUCCUCUCUCUCUCAUAGCUUUACAGACUUCAUUUCUUUUACAACAAAGUUUUUUUUGUGA